GCAUUGUCCCUUAAAAGUUACUUUGUGAACAGGCUAGUUAAAUAUUAUAGGAUCCGUGACCACUGUUGCUAUCAUUGCUGUCACAGAAUCACUACAUUUGCAGACCUGUGUUGUUCCUUCCUCAGACGGGAACGACAACAACGAGUAGUUUCUGGUGUUUUGGCCAACCGUUUCACCCCCUACAGCCUUCCCAGUCCGACCUGACCAAGAGUCCUAGCACGACGGCUGUUGUUUCGCAGAAAUAGCUGGCCCGCUCCAGGGCUUAGGCCUCGGUGAUGGGCCGCCUACGCGUAAGCGCCCGUGUAGGCAGGGAAGGUCGUGGAAGGAGCUCCGCUCGGGAAAGGUCCCGCUCGUCUUCGCCAUCUCGUUGGUCUCAGACGCCAAACGCUCUUAUCUCAAGGCUACGACCCUACACCUUCCGAGUAUUGGGAUGUAUAGCGUUUCUCGGCCUGCUUUAUGUUGCUUGGCCGCGUGCCAGCUACAAAGCAUCUAAUCGGGCGCGCGCGGUAGAGUUUAGAUCACCGCAAGCUUGGUCCAACGGCGUAGACGUAGAUGAUGCAGCUACUCGUCGGAAAGCUGUGGCUGGGAAUAGCGCCGUGACCACCGGUCCCAACCUCGCCGUCAAAGUGACUACCAACUUGCGCGACUUAGCCGAACAGGGCAUCAACGCCAUCCUGAAUGGCCGCACAUCGCCCACUAGAGAACAGCUUGGGGAGCUCCUAACCACCGUCCCACCUAAGCACCAGACGAUGCGCUUCCAAGUCUGCAACGGCUUCGCCAACCAGCGACUGUCAGUUGUGUACGGCGUCCUCCUCGCGCAUCGAUUGGGCCGCACCCCCGUGCUCCCGGUGCUGAUGCGCGAUGGCAUCCAGCGAACCGACGCUACUGUCACAGCCCAAGGUGCUAACAAGGUCGACUUCUCAGAGGUGUACGACUUGACAUACUUUUUGUACGAGAUGGCGAAGGCCGGCAUCCGCAUUCUCGAGCCUCAUGAGGCCCCCAUGCACAGCGCCUACAUGGAUGUGUCGCUGGGCACACUGGGCGCCAACGUCACCGGCGCCCUCAACGCCUCGUACGGCCAUGUACGACACCUGUCAGUGGACUGCCCGCUGUUCAAGAUGACGCCGCAGGAGAUGAACCAGCACGAGGACGAGCCCGUCAUCUGGGCGGCUCUGGACGCCAUGCGGCCCGCGGAUAAGCUGUACGAGUACGUGGAGCGCAUGCAGCACGCCAUCAAGCAGCUGGGCGGGGUGGGCGGCAAGCCGGCGCCCAAGUACAACUUCCUGCACCUGCGCAUGGAGAACGACUGGGUGGAGCACUGCAAGCGCUGGUCCUCCAUCCCCGACGGCGUGGUCCGCGACAACUGCUACAACAACACGGAGGAGAUGGACGUGCAGCUGCGGCUGUUCGCCUUCAGCACCGACGUGCCGCUGUACGUGGCGUCCUACUGGGACGAUGUGGACCCGGACAGGGCCAAGGCGGUGAUGGGUCGGCUGGUGGACGCGGGCUACCGGGUGAUCACCAGCGCGGAGGUGUUCCCGGACGCCAUGCGGAGCGAGGGGCGGGAGAUGCGGGCACUGGUGGAGUACCACGUGGGCUUCGGGGCCAACAGGUUCAUCGGCAACAGCGUGUCCACCUUUGCUGCCCUGGCGCUGCUGGAGCGGCGGCACCGCGGGCAGUGGGCGGCCUACUACAACGGCGGCAACCUGCCCAUCGCGCCCUACCUGCCAGUGCACAAGCUGCCCUGGGUGUUCACGUACAACAGCUGGAGCGGCAAGUACGACUACAUGCUCAAGGCGGCCGUACGCUCCGCUGCCCACUUUAACACGCUGAAGCCGUACUGCAUCUUUGACGGCAACACCUCCUCGCCCAUCGGCCGCUGGCUGGUGGACAACAAGGUGACCAUGAUCCGCCACGUGCCCACUUGGCGCCAGGAGCUGCUGCAGAAGGCGCAGGCGCGCAUGAAGGAGAACCUGCAGCACUCGCACCUGUACAAGAACCCCGACGCGCUGGUGUCCACCUUCCAGCGGGUGGACCUGCCGGUGGUGCCCAUCCUGGACCAGUACACCUACGUGCUGUACACGGACGCGGACGUGUACUUCCGGAGGGCCAUCCACCUGGACGACUUUGGCCUGCCGCUGCCCCGCUCCGUGUCCAUGUCGUACGAGUUCUACAAGAUGUUUCCGUACAACGCGGGCAUCAUCAUGGCCAACCUGCCCACCAUGCGCCGCAACUACAAGAAGUUCCUGGCCAUGAUGCUGGACAACGACAACGGACUGUACUACCCCAACUACGGCCCCGCGGACCAGGGCAUCAUCAACAAGUUCUACGAGCACGACCUGCGCAGUCAGAUGCUCAACCAGGCCUUCAACACCAAGCCCUACAACGACUUUGACCCGCUCUCCUACCUCAUCCACUACCACGGCCCCAAGCCGCACGAGUACCUGUCCUACCUGGACACCGGCGUGUGCGACUUUUACAACGUCUGCGAGCAGGGCUUUCUAAAGUCCCUGUGCCAGUAUGCUCGCGAGUGGGCGGUGUACAUUCCGGAGGAGAUGGUGGCCACUCGGCUGGCCGACUCGUGCACCUGGCUCACCAACCCAACCAUCAUGUCCGUAUUCCAGAAGAAGACGGGGCUGGUGCAGCCGGGCCAGGUGGUCCCCGACGACAAGAAGCAGGAGUUCACGCAGAAGACGCACCACCGCCGGCUGCGAUUGUAGGGUUGCCGUAACAGCGGUGCUUGUGGUAGGGAGAGGUGGAGGAGGUGGUGGUGGAAGGAGUGCUGCCGCUAGGCAUGGAUGGUGGUUUGGAGCGCUACUGCUACUGCUGGUUUUAGUUUGGCAACGCUUCAGCUGCUUGUGUGGUCUGCGGAUCUGUGGCUCCUGAGGAAGAGGAGGGGAUUGCUGUAGAAGGCGGCACAUGCCGGCAUGUUGGUACCUCCCGUUAUCAUUGAAAGCAGAAAGCGAAAAAACGGCAGAGAAUGCAUUCAGGAGGAAUAAGGUUUCCUGCAUGUUGGUUUAUUGUGGACGUUUUCAUGGUUAUGGUGGGGCGGCGAAGCCGAUGGUAUGCGCUUUUGUGUAUGUGUUUUUGUGUGCGGUUAGGAUACUUUAGCGCGGUUGCGGCUGUGUCGGAAACGAAGUUAGGCAUAGCGUCUUAUGUGCACGUUACUGUUGGCAGCUUGAGCUUCAUGUUGGCAUUCUUUGCAGCCUGUGUUCCCUCCCUGCAGCAGUUUACAUAGUUUUCAGACACCACCACAACCUGUUACAAUGUCCGGAGAGGGUGGGAAUGAGUUUUUUAGGCAUGGUGCGGCAUGUUCGGAAUUGGUGGUUGUGACUGUGAUUCAAGUUUACUCGACAGGCAAUGCUAGGUGGGGUCCAUGCACGCUUCAUCGGGAACCGGGAUGUUAGCUAGGAGGACUUUUUGCCAAGCCGCGGUAUACGGCAUACGAGAAUUCAUGGCGCGCAAACCUUGCGUGAUUUGCUGGAGCGGCGUGAGGCUUAUGCGAACGGUGGGUUAUGCAUUUCGUGUGAUGGUGGGCGGUUGUGGGGCCCUGUGCUUUGCAGCCUGAGGCUCUGUUGUGGAACUGUCUGCCGUGUUCUGCGCAGGACAAGCGCAUGCAGUGUAGUCCCUUACGCUACAGUGCUAGUUAAGGCGUUUACUGCUAAGCUGUCGUGCAUGCCGGUAUGCGUGCAUUAUGUCAUUCGGAGGGCCGUGCUGGCUUUUGUACGCUUUUCGUUAUCAAUCAUAUGUGUUGUUCAUGCACCAUUGGAGAGGCGGAUCCCAAUGGAUAGGCUUGGAAUGCGCUUUACCCGGCCUGCGCUGCUUCAAAUGUAACCAUCCCAGUUCUA
Astrephomene gubernaculifera is the source of this 3848-nucleotide messenger RNA. Lineage: Eukaryota; Viridiplantae; Chlorophyta; Chlorophyceae; Chlamydomonadales; Astrephomenaceae. The record is from the annotation of a GenBank genome assembly.